Dromiciops gliroides (monito del monte) is the source of this 6327-nucleotide messenger RNA. It is a transcript of the gene TMEM170B, whose product is annotated as transmembrane protein 170B. Bases 1 to 654 code for a protein of 217 amino acids. Gene Ontology annotation, biological process: negative regulation of canonical Wnt signaling pathway. The transcript has 3 exons. Gene Ontology annotation, cellular component: plasma membrane. NCBI's taxonomy places the organism in Eukaryota, Metazoa, Chordata, Mammalia, Microbiotheria, Microbiotheriidae. The record is from RefSeq and is a predicted model, not a curated record.
AUGUCUCCCCGGCGGGGAGGGGGCUGCCUUGGAGACGCGCUGAGCAGUCCCCCCCGGCGGCCCCCCCGCAGUAGCAGCAGCAGCGGCAGCAGCCCCGGCAGCAGUAGCAGCGGCCCCCGCGGCGCCCCGCCUCCGCCCCCGGCCCCGGCGGCGGUGGCGGCCUGGAGGAGCCGCCCCCCAGCCGCCGAUCCCCGAGCCUCGCAGCCCCCGCCGCCCCGCAGCCGCGGAGAGAGCGGCGGGCGCCCCCCGGGGAAGAUGAAGGCGGAGGGGGCAGAUAACUCCAUGAUCAACCUGUCGGUGCAGCAGGUCCUGAGUCUCUGGGCCCACGGGACGGUGCUGAGGAACCUAACGGAGAUGUGGUACUGGAUUUUUCUGUGGGCUCUCUUCUCUUCUCUCUUUGUCCAUGGUGCUGCAGGAGUGUUGAUGUUUGUCAUGCUACAGAGACAUAGGCAGGGAAGAGUCAUCUCUGUCAUUGUGGUCAGCAUCGGAUUUCUGGCUUCCAUAACAGGAGCAAUGAUAACCAGUGCAGCAGUAGCUGGCAUUUAUAGAGUAGCAGGGAAAAACAUGGCUCCCUUGGAAGCAUUGGUGUUAGGGGUUGGACAGACUGUACUGACAUUAAUCAUCUCCUUUUCAAGGAUCCUUGCAACACUUUAAACUUCUCAAUCGAUUUAAGGAAAUGCACGUGCAGAUUCCCUGAAAGUAGUUCCAGUGGCAAGUGGAUAAGAAAUUGUGAGAAUGUGAAUUGUGCCCUUCCCGUGUAGAGGCCUUGAGCUGUGGGGAAAGACUGCCCUCUAGUGUCCAAGAUGUGGCACUACUUACUGCAUCGCACCUUACGUGCCUCUGUCCCAGGCAAGGUGCAGCUGUUCCACUGGAUGUGAAGGAAGCUACAAGAAAACAGCACCUUGUUUAGCUGCCAAUCAGGGUAACAUGGGUGAUGAUCAUUAUUCUUAACAGUGUUGUGAUAAAGUACAGGGACAUUUCUGAAGAACUGAUAUGUGCCAAACUUGAAUUUUUUUUUAAACAUUGAUCAUGUGGAUGAUUUGCAAGUGUAGAAGUAGGCUCGCUGUGAACAUAUUUCACAUGAAUUCAGGUAAAAUAGUAAGACUAACUUUUCUAAUACUAAAUCCCAGUAAGAAUGCUGAAUACCCAUUCAAUAUGGGUACAUAUUACUUGAUUUUUAAUAUUGAGCAUUACAGAGAUGUAGGGAUCUAGUAUAACUGUUUAGGAAUAAUUGUGAUUUGCGCUAAUUUAUGUGAAGAAUUACUUCAUGGAAAGGUCUAAACCAUUUUGGAGACUCAUAAAGUAGAUCUGUGUGGUACAACUUUCACUAUCUGAAAUAAAGCUCUUUUACAGGUUUUCCCUCACAAAUAUAUAUACAUACAUAUCCUUUCCAUUUAUAUUCAGAAGUUGGAGACUUUGUUAGUCAGACAAGGAUUAUAGUUCGUGUAUGCACAAAAAUAUAAUUUGAACUAUUUCUUAUAAAUUUUGUACAAAAUCUGAAAUGCAUGUUGCAUACCUUAACCCUUCUAAAGAAUUUGCUAUGUAUCUCAUAGGAAAGCUUUUCUUUCCUAAUAUUGCAGUGGGAUUACACCUUGUUGCAGUUAAAUCUUGAUUUUUAACAACAUUUUAAAGUUUUUCAUUCAAAAGCAUUAACUGUAAAACAUGGCCUAAAUUAGGCAGUGGGGGAAAAAAGAUCUCAUUGUAGAUGAGUAAAGACUACAGGUGUUUGGGGGCGGGGGGCUGGGAAUCAUGUUUGGACUAUAUGGCAGCAUCGUAAUUCUGCUGAAUACAGUUUUUGAAAUAUAGUUUACCAAUAAUAGGAUUGGAAAAUUGUGUGAUUUCUGUCUGCUUAACCCAUUAUUGAAUUGAGCUUGGACUUUCAGUGUGACUAUCAGGUGUUUUAAGAUUUGUUUUUUUCAAGUUCAAGGAUUAAGGUGGUAUGCAUGUGAAACAUGUCUUUACUGUAAAGCAAUUUAAAAGGCUUUAGAAUUUAAGUGAUUGUUUAUAGGGGGUUAGAAAAUAAGGAAAACAGGGAGGUGACAGAGCUUAAAUCUGCCUCCUACUGAAAUGUUUUAUACCAUUUACACUUCUGGAUGACUGAUAAUUUGUGCUAGUGGAAAGAGAGGUGAAUUACAGGCAAUACAAAAUAAUAGACAAUCUCCCAAAUUAUUUAUGUAUUGUAGUGUAGCCAUAAUUUAGUUCAAAUUGGGUAUUAAGCUUACUACAAAUUCCAUUCAAGACUUUGAAAAAAUGUUCUUUAUUCUAUCCCUCCUCAAAACUUAAGUCAUCAAAAAUCUGAGCAGAAAGAAAAUAAAAAUAGAAAUUUAAUAACUUAUGUGAAUAAAAGAGUUGUUGAGUGUAGAAAUGUGUUAACCCUGUAGUUUAGGAAUCUGUAGAAUUGAAACAUAUGAGUCUGACCUAUAAAUAGAAAUACUUCAGCAUAAUAGUAAAUGUAAAUUUAUUUUGAUAGAUUUUUAGAGCUAUAAAGGAAUUUAAUGAUCAUCUAGGCAAACCCCAAUUAUUAUAGAUGAAAAAGCAAAGUGACUUGUUCUUGGUUUCAAUUACCAUUAGUGAUAAAGCCAGAACUAACCCGUCUUUUUACUCCCAGUCCAGUGUACCCUGCUGCCUCCUGUUAUAUUUCCCACCCCUCUCCUCUCUUUUUGCAGGUCAAUGACUUGCCCAAGGUCACAUAGCUAGUAAGUGUCAAGUGUCUGAGGCCAGAUUUGAACUCAGGUCCUCCUGAAUCCAGGGCCAGUGCUUUUUCCACUGCACCACCUAGCUGCCCUGUAUUCUCUUAAUUAUAGAGAUGUGGCCUUUUAGGCACAUUAACCUAAAAUAAUUUUUCUAAGUCCAUUAGAAAAGGUAUUUUUUUUCUCUUUAAGAUAGGAUAUAUUUUCUUUAUAUUUGUUAUUCUAAAAAUGAAUGAAAAAGGUCCCUGUUUUUAGUAGAUAUAACCAGUGACAUUUUGAAGUUUUUUUGAAAACUAUAACACUGAAAAUUAACUUGUUUUAAUGCAUUUUCACUUUUAAUUUAAAGAUGAUCACGUUGUAACAUGCUCAUCAAGGGCUUAUGCUCUAUAAUAAAAACAUUGACAUAGUUGAAUUUAUGAAACAGACCAAAGAGGUUUUCAAAUUCCUGUUUUCAUUGUUGUGUAGAUAUAUAAUUGGAUAUGUUCAGUGUAUAGGGAUAUUGUGGUCAUCUUAUUACCAAGAUGUCUUAGGUGUGCUUUCCCCCCAUUUUGAGUUAUGUUUAUUUUGCUAUAUCAUCAGUUGUGAUUUCUACUGUGAUUUUUGUGAAGUGUAUGCUUAGUGUUUUUUAAAGCAGAUGAUUUGGAUCAGUUUGUUACUUCUUCAGAUAGCCAUUUCUCUGUGGUGACAGUUUUUAGUUUAGUUAGUCUCCCAUAGAAGUUUUCAUAUGUUAUAUAAACAAUUAAGGCUGCUAUAAUUGAGAAGUUGUUUGAAAAUUGCUUCUUAAGCACAGGAGCAUGUUCUAGUGGAUUAUUUGACUAGUGAACCAGAUGAGUUAAAUCAUUCAGGAUUGCAUGAAUAUAGUUGAAAUGUUUAUACUUUGAAAACAUUUCCUGCAUUUGUUGUGGCAAGAGAUUGUUUUCAUGAUAGAGCAAAAACAUCCUUAUUUUUUCAGGAUCACAUCUUCAUUUUCCUAAAGCUGACUGUGUUUCCCUUAUUCCCGGUCCUCAGAGAUCCUCCAGUUUGAAUUGUAUUUCUUGCACCUUGCACUCCCUUUUCACAAAUAUUUGGGAAAUGUUGUUUACUUCAAAGAGUUAAUCUAAUCAGUUAAUGAAUACUGAGUGUUAAAUGAGUCCUUCUUUUGUCCCACAGACAAAACUCAUUGUAUAAACUACAAAUUGUUCAGUUUAUUGUUGUCCAUUAGGGCUGAUGCUCAAGUUAACUGAAUAGUUUUAAAUAAGUUACCCCUUAGGAAGGUUCUUUUUGGUUAUCAGUGAUAAGGAAAAGCCAAAGGGUUUGUGACAGUUAUUUUUUUUGUAUACGUUUUGGCAGACACUAUUCUAGUUCAUUAAUUUUUCUUUAUCCCAGUAACUUAUUCUUCAAGUGUCCAGGACAGUGUAAAGAAAGGGAUAUGCUACUCUAUUUUUAAGUCAAAAUCUACUUUAUUAGCGUUUUCUUCAUGAUUUAAAGUGAGGAUUAAGGAAGUUAAACAAUUUGUAUAAACAAUUUCAUAGAGUUGUGAGGAUAAAGUGAGAUGAUUUAUAUAAAGCACUUUGCAAAGAAGUGAUAUGUAACUGCUAGCCAUAAUUGUUACUUUAAUUUGAAAAGAAAGGAAGUAGGAUGAUUUGUUAACUAAUACAUUCUUUUAAAAAGUGUAAGUCUAUUGAAAAUAUAAGAAGAUAGUUCUGAGUUCAAAAAUGAUGUGGGUGAUAUGUUGAAACCUCUAUCCCUUUUGUCUCCAAUUUCUAAUUUUUCCAAUUUAUCCAGUAUCAAAUAUAAUUCCUCAUUUAUCAUAAGUGAGAUAGAGGCAUUGCCAAGAAUUAAUAGUUGUUCAUAAUUUCCAAGAAAUACCAUUUGGAUUUGUUACAACUUUUCCAAAUUUACUCAUUUCCUUUUUUCCUUUUGGCAUAUUUCUUCCACAAGCAUCUUGAGAAUUUUUUUUGCAUCCUUCUAUUCUCUCCUCUAAUACCACUUUGAAGGACCCAUCAUUAUCAGCAGAUUCUUAAGUAGAAUGCACUUCUCUUUUUUUUAGGAUAGACAAAAGGUGAAAUAAGGGUUGUCUACUGGCUGGAGUGGAAAGAUGGUAUAACUAGUUAACCUUCAGCCCUACCAUCCCCUCCAGGGUACUUCUCAUACUUUUAUUUCUGUGUCUCUGUUGCCUUCCUUCCUUCUCUUCAAUGAAGGUACUGGGCUUUUAUAAAAGCACCUUAGUAUAAACUGUCAAUUAUGAAGUAAGAAAUGAAUAGUGAAUUGGGGGAAUAUGAACUACCUCCUUUUUCCUGAAUUAAAGUCCUAAGCUUGACACUUGAAAGGAAGUAGAUAUUUUUGCACAUACGUGUAAAUGUUUUUUUUUAAUUAAGUACUAAAAUUAAACACAAUUUUGCAAAUUUCUUUUGCUUUGCUUGUUGACUUAUCUUAUUCAAAGCAGUAUUUUGCCAUAAGCUGCAAAGAACUGAUGAAAAAUGUUGAGAGAACUAUAGCCCAAAUAACUGUGACACUUAAUUACCAUUUAACUGUGGGUGAGUAAAUCCAUGUUUAAUACAAGGGAGUAAGAAUUUUAGGCUGAAUGAAAACUAUUGACAGUAGCAAUGAACCAGGACCCACAUGUUCUCAGAAUCCUCCCUCUCAAAUCCUUAGCUCCCUAAUAUUUUAGAGUAAAAUUGAGGGGAAAGGAAGAAAUUAUGUGAGUAAAUACACUACAAUAAAGAUUUUCAAAUAUUUUGUACCGUUUUAUAGCAAAAGGAAUCAUGUUGUUUUUCUUUGUGUGUUAUACUUAUGCUCCUAAUAUAUUGUAUAUCAAGUUAAAUUUUAUUCAUCCUCAUCAGAGAGUCAGUUACUAAAGAUGUGGACUGAGAUCAUAGACUUUUAAAAUGUAAGCAAUGGUAGGGAUCUGAGAUUAUCUAGGCCUACUUUAUAAUGCUGUAAAAAAUUACAUUUUCCUUUGAUGGUCUCUAUUUGUAAGGAAUGCAAUAUUUUUAUUAUGGUCAAGAUUGAAUAUUGACACUGAUUAAAUUACUUGAUCUAUCAUCAACUUCCUAUUGGGGAAUGGUAUUUAAUUUUUGUAAUGUUUCCUUCCACUAUAACUUAUUAGGUAUGCCAAUAAAUUUUCCAUUAAUUUAGUGGAAACACUAAGGUUGAUUAAUAUUUUUCUUUUGCCCUGAAAUUAAGGAACUCACUUUCCUAUUUUUAUAAGUUUACACAGGUACAGCUUUUACACUCCGAGGAUAUUGUGUCAAUUUUGUUAUUAUUUUUAAAUCCCCUAAGCUGGAAAUUUUGUUUUAAUUUAAUUAUAAGUAAUUGUACAUAUCACAUAUAGUUUUGUUUAUGACCUUGGUUUAGAAGAAUAUAUUCUAAAUAGCCUUAGGGUUAUAUAUCUUUUGUUUUUAGGGCAAAACAAAUACUGUAGGAAAGUCAAAUGUGUGAACCAUUUAUAUGUAUGUGUUUUUAAAAAAACCCUAUAUUCUUUAUGUCAAAAUGAUUUCAAUUCUUUUCAGGAAAUAUGUACGUAAAUGAAGUUAAGAAUGUGACACCUAAGCAUAGAGCUACUACUCAUAAUUUGAAAUCAUCUAAAUCCCUUAAUUGUUAUGCCUUUCAUUGCAUUAUUUUAGAUUAUUUUUUCCAAAUUAUUACUUUAUAUUGG